UGUUGAAGUGUUUAAUUUACUGGUAAAUCUCAUUCGGCGGCAAUUUUCAAAUUUUAGCGCACAAAGCUAGGGUUUAACGCAAUCACAAAAAACUCAGUAUUUGAUUCUUGUGCUGAAAUCUGUCAAGGUUCUGUUGCGAUUCGUUAUCUUUUUCGAUCAGGUGGAAAGCAUAAAGAAAACAAUGGAUUUUGAUGAGGAACGAAAUGAAGAAAAUGACCAACCAAAUGAAGAUGUGGAAAUGGCUGAUAGGGAAGCCGAUGAAUUAAAACCUUCAACCAAUGAUUCUUCAGUAAGAAAACUUUUUGUUGGAAGCAUUUCUAAGAAGACAACCGAAGUACUUUACUUUCCAGAAUCAUUUAGGGCGUAUUUCAGCAAGUUUGGACAAGUAGCUGGUUCUAAACUAAUGUGUGAUAAAGACUCUGGAAUGCGACAAGGAAUUGGAUUUGUGUCAUAUGCUGACCCGAAAAUUGCAGAUAAAGUUUUAGAGGAAGACCAUACUAUAGAUGGUAAAAAGGUGGCCGUGAAGAAAGCGUUAGAUAAAACAACGAGAAUUUAUGUUGGUGAUUUUCCAUUAUCUUUAACUCAAGAUGAGUUGAAGGAAUAUUUUUCUUAUUAUGGCUCUGUUGUGGAUCAUUGCAUCGUUAUGGAUAAAACAACUGGUCAGAGCAGAGGUUUUGGCUUUGUAAGUUUUGAUAAAGAGGAAACAGUUGAAGAAGUUUUAUCUAAUGGCCAUAUCCAUGAACUUUAUGGCAAACAAGUUAUAAUUAGGAAGUGUAAGCCAAAGAGAGAUUGUGUUGGACAUACAAGUGAAAGCCAGAUACAUCAUGGUAGGAGUGGUUCAAAAUCAUAUUAUAGCAAUGGUGGUUACAGAGGCAGCAGCCACGGUGUGCCUGCCUCCUAUGGUCGUGGUCGUGGUUAUGGGAACAGUGGUAACAUCUGGAAUUAUGGGGGCAACAGAGGAUACAGAGGUGGUGGCAGAAAUGGUGUCUAUGCAUAUGGGAACACCGGUGCUGCUAAUGAAAGGUAUGUGCCUGCCUACUAUGGUCGUGGUAGAGGUUAUGGGUACAGUGGUAGAGGCUGGAAUGAUGGGGGCAACAUAGGAUAUGGAGGUGGUUUCAGUAAUGGCGCCUGUGUAUAUGGGAACACAGGUGCUGCUAAUGAAAGGUCUGUGCCUGCCUACUAUGGUCGUGGUCGUGGUUAUGGGCACGGUGGUAACAGCUGGAAUUAUGGGGGGAAUGGAGGAUAUGGAGGUGGUGGCACAAAUGAUGCCUAUGCAUAUGAGAACACCGGUGCUGCUAAUAGAAGGUAUCAUCCUUAUUGAAAGUGACAAAAUCGCCUCCAAGGCUGCAAGUAUUAGAUGAGUUUUGACUGUUGCAUUUAGGUGUAAAAUCUUUGCUGGUGCCCCCUACCACUAACUUCUUGUAAGAUGAGUGUAUUGGAUAUAAAGAUAGCACACAGUUCUUUGUUUUAAGUUUUACAAGUCAAUCAACCAUCUUAUCUUGUAAGAAAAGUAGGUUGAGAACCUUGUGAUUCUGAUCUCACAUUUAAA
Molecule: messenger RNA, 1549 nt
Organism: Solanum pennellii
Lineage: Eukaryota; Viridiplantae; Streptophyta; Magnoliopsida; Solanales; Solanaceae
Product: heterogeneous nuclear ribonucleoprotein 1-like
Exons: 6
Coding region: 182-1321 (379 amino acids)
Biological process (GO): regulation of gene expression
Cellular component (GO): nucleoplasm
Molecular function (GO): RNA binding
Source: RefSeq, a predicted model, not a curated record